GCCGGGCGGGCACGCGCGCCCCUCUUCCCAUGGCUUCCCGGGCCGGGCUGAUGAUCCCUUGCACGAAGUUGCAGGGUCUGCAGCGAUGGAGCCCGUGAGCCUCGACAACCUGUCCAUCUUGUACCAAAGCUCGGACUUCAUUGUGGUCAACAAGCACUGGGACGUCCGCAUCGACAGCAAGAUGUGGUAUGAAAAGCUCACCCUGCAGAGCCAACUCAGGUACCGGUUCCCGGAACUGGCUGACCCGGACACCUACUAUGGCUUCCGCUUCUGCCACCAGCUGGACUUCUCCACCAGUGGGGCUCUUUGCGUUGCACUCAACAAAGCAGCUGCAGGCAACGCCUACAAGUGCUUCAAGGAACGGAUGGUGACCAAGGCCUACCUCGCCCUGGUGAGGGGCCAUGUCCAAGAGGCAAGAACGACCAUCCGUUACGCCAUUGGGAAGAAUACGACGGAGGGGCUCACUCACAUGAUGUGCAUUGAGGGGACAGAGGGUUGUGAAAACCCCAAGCCUUGUCAGUCGGAACUGAUCGUAUUGGAGCAUGGGCUGUACAGUGGAGACCCUGUGACCAAAGUGAUCCUGCAGCCCCUUACUGGAAGGACGCACCAGCUCCGCGUCCACUGCAGCGCCAUCGGGCACCCGAUUGUCGGUGACUUCACUUACAGCCAUAAGCAAGACGGUGGCCCUUACCGUAUGAUGCUGCACGCCUUUUACCUCCGCAUCCCCACCAGCAAGGAGCUCAUCGAAGUCAGCGCCCCGGACCCUUUCGUCUCCACCCUGGACGGUAACUGGGUCCCUCAGCGGGUGACGCGUCAGCUGGACGAGGUGAUCCAGGAGCUGAAAGAGUUGAGCGUCCACACAGCGGAGGGAGGGAGGCGGGACGGUUUGCUGGAAAACCCGGGCCCCGAGAUCCCACGCCAGGCCGAACGCUUGGAAACGGAGGAGCAGCGGGCCACUUGUGAGCGGUGGCUGGCGGAGUGGGCCUUGGAGUGAGACCCUGGUAUCUCCUUGCAACCUUGCCGUCACUUUUCACCUGACCGUCUCCAGCGCCAACCCUUGUCCUUGUUUGUAACCCUAGCCUUCCUCAGUCGAUCCUAGAAGAUGUGUUCCUAGGGCAGACUCGGGUUUCCGCGCCUGAUGGGCUUUUGGAAGUCACGUCCCUCACGCCGGCAUGCUGUUAUCACUGCAAAAUGGAAGGCUGCACGCCACAGUUGUGCUGUGUUGUUGGCACUAAGACUCACCAAACAGAGAGCUCUGUUUGGUUGAGAAAUCACUGCUGGCAGAGGCGUUUCCUAAUGUGCCAAGAGAGGGGUGUCCCUGAAACAAGGGUUAGAGAAAUGGAAUUUUGUGGUUUGCCAAAGGGAAAUCUUCAGUCUCGCCUCUCCUUUGCCUCCUGAGAUUGUUAUUUUUUUUAGUUGCUCGGAGGAAGUGAAGCUGGACAAUCCGUGUUCUUUUGCAUCCCUCACCUGUGAAAGAAGAGACAGGACUAAUGGAUUGAAUUGAAAAGCUGGGAGGAUCCCCCGUCUAUUUCUUCUCAGGGGUUUCUUUCCCUGCCUGUUCCCUCCUCCACAUACAUUUGUUUGGUCUUUGCCCUCACUUGUCUCUUUGAAAGCCUUUUAUUGCCAAUUUUAAACUGUUGGGAGUUAAUUUAUAUUUUUAGGGACUGCUUGAGAAAAGAGGAAGAAUUUUUGUAUCAGCGCGGCAAUCUCAUCCUCCGGCACACCCUUUUUUAACAAUAAUAUUUUUCUAAGGUGUUGUGUUUUUAAAAGGAGAACGGUUCCUUCCCUGCGUUUUUUUAUGUUUAGGGUUUUAGGGUGAACUUUUAGGAAGCGUAAAUGGAUGCGUGCCAAACUGAGGUUUUAGGUUAACUCCCCCCCUCCCUUGUCUUUUUUCAAACAUUCACUCUAGAACUAAUUUUUACUGUUUGAAUCCUAGUUGAUACCUGGAAACCCAUGUGUUCGUGAUGCAUGGAACUUCCUGUUUGGGCAGAAAAAUUCUGGUACAUUGUUCUUGGUUUGUUUAAGUAAAAACUCAGAAGUAACUAGUCCUCAUGAGUAGAAGAGAGUAUUAAAAAUGUGCAG
This is a messenger RNA of Heteronotia binoei (common prickly gecko), 2082 nucleotides long. It is a transcript of the gene RPUSD1, whose product is annotated as RNA pseudouridine synthase domain containing 1. Gene Ontology annotation, molecular function: RNA binding; pseudouridine synthase activity. The transcript is spliced from 6 exons. The coding region runs from base 86 to 994 and encodes 302 amino acids. Gene Ontology annotation, biological process: pseudouridine synthesis. NCBI's taxonomy places the organism in Eukaryota, Metazoa, Chordata, Lepidosauria, Squamata, Gekkonidae. The record is from RefSeq and is a predicted model, not a curated record.